AUGGAGGGAGAUGGGCUGACUCCCAAGCAGAUUCUAGACGCAUGCGUUACCAUUCUUGACAACCUCGCGCACGAUCUCUACAGAUUUUUGCCUGCGGUGAAUCCUUUGCGACUUAAUAGCAUUCUUACAAGAUUAAUUGCGCAUUUUCAGCAUGGUAUUGACGAGAAUCCUGCCGGCACCAAGACCAAGCGCAAAGUCACCGCAACUGACCAUCCCACCAUCCAAGGGGAUCCUACUCUGGCAUUCCCGAGAUUCCUCGAGCUGGCGGAGGAAUUGAUGCCCACACUUCAGCUUGGUCCCAUCUCCAUACAAGGGCUUACCAACGCACGAACUUGGCUCAAACGACGAGUCAGCAUGGGCCGUGGAUACCUUGACAAGAUGAAGCGCAAUAUGCGUUUCCACUUCUUCGACCACGUUCACUUCUUUCUUGAGAAACAUGGACAUGCUGAAUUGGGGUACGACGCCCCGGUUCCGCGUGGAUAUCAAGCUCCGCCCAAGGUGACUGCUGGGGACUAG
Messenger RNA from Paraphaeosphaeria sporulosa, 516 nucleotides. RefSeq lists its product as uncharacterized. The transcript is spliced from 3 exons. The record is from RefSeq and is a predicted model, not a curated record. Lineage: Eukaryota; Fungi; Ascomycota; Dothideomycetes; Pleosporales; Didymosphaeriaceae. Bases 1 to 516 code for a protein of 171 amino acids.